This is a messenger RNA of Penicillium canescens, 1482 nucleotides long. RefSeq names its product pyridoxal phosphate-dependent decarboxylase family protein. Lineage: Eukaryota; Fungi; Ascomycota; Eurotiomycetes; Eurotiales; Aspergillaceae. Bases 1 to 1482 code for a protein of 493 amino acids. Gene Ontology annotation, biological process: carboxylic acid metabolic process. Gene Ontology annotation, molecular function: carbon-carbon lyase activity; pyridoxal phosphate binding. The transcript has a single exon. The record is from RefSeq and is a predicted model, not a curated record.
AUGGAGAGCCAAUUGCAACAAGAUCUGUGGAAAGUUGCUCAGGGACCAUGGGAGUCUGGCGUUCUUCCGAGCGCAGAGAACUUAGCGCGAGCAAGAGCUUCUCUGCCGGCAGCACUCCUGGGCACGGGUUCCUCCCUUGAAUCUGUUCAGCGACACAUUCUUGAUGAUAUCGUGCCAGCUUUCAACGGAGGGAGCAUCAGUGCCAACUACUAUGGCUUCAUCACGGGCGGAACUACGCCGGCAGCGCUAUUUGCCGACAAUGUUGUGUCUGCUUAUGACCAAAACGUUCAGGUGCAUCUCCCCAAUCACUCGAUUGUCACGGAUGUUGAGUACAAUACACUUGGUAUGCUACUAGACCUUUUCCGUCUGGAUCGCUCCGCUUGGCAUAAUGGAACGUUCACCACUGGUGCUACGGGGAGUAACAUCCUUGGCUUAGCCUGUGGACGCGAGUUUGUUUUGCAAAAGGCAGCGCAGAGGAAGGGUAUUGAAACCCAGAGUGUCGGAGAAUAUGGCUUGUUUGAGGUGCUGAAUGCACUGGGUCUUUCUGGUGUUCAAGUGCUGUCAACUCUUCCGCACUCUUCCCUGGUGAAGGCUGCCGGUAUUUUGGGCAUUGGCCGUUCCAAUGUGCACAACAUCUGCCAAGCUGGCAAUCCCCUUCGCUUUGAUCUCGAGAGGCUUGAGAAGGAACUCGCGAGAACUGACAAAGUGAGCAUUGUUGCUAUAUCAUGCGGAGAGGUCAAUACUGGCCGGUUUGCGACAAGUGGUGAGGACUUAAGACAGAUCCGCCAACUUUGUGAUCAGUACGGGGCUUGGAUGCAUGCCGACGGUGCAUUUGGCAUAUUUGGUCGAGUUCUGGAUGACAAGCCGGAGUUUGCAACAAUCAAAAUGGGCAGCGAAGGAAUAGAUCUGGUCGACUCAAUUACUGGUGAUGGCCACAAGAUUCUCAAUGUUCCAUAUGAUUGUGGCUUUUUCUUCUCUCGGCAUCCGGAGGUGGCAUCACAGGUAUUCCAAAAUGCAAACGCCGCCUACUUAAAUGCUGGAAACUCCGAUGGCCCUUCUAUUCCUUCGCCAUUGAACAUUGGACUGGAAAAUUCUCGUCGGUUCAGAGCCUUGCCCGUCUAUGCCUCUCUCUUGUCAUAUGGCAAGUCUGGUUACCAAGAAAUGCUAGAACGUCAAAUUGGGCUUGCAAGGAAGAUUUAUGAUUGGGUCUUUGAUCACCCCAGCUAUACAGCCUUGCCGAAAGCAUCGUCAAAGGCUGAAUUACUUGAUCAGACAUUCAUGUCUGUUUUGUUCCGGGCUAACGAUGAAGCCCUGAACCGCAACCUGGCACAGAAGAUCAACAACAGCUCGCGCAUGUUUGUCUCAGGUACCAGCUGGGAUGGCGCCCCCGCUUGCCGCAUUGCAAUCUCAAAUUGGCGAGUUGACGUGGAACGAGACUUUGCUUUGGUAUCUGAAGUGCUGGCCAAGGUCGCCCAAACGUAG